This is a messenger RNA of Penicillium cinerascens, 1368 nucleotides long. RefSeq names its product BUD22 family protein. Lineage: Eukaryota; Fungi; Ascomycota; Eurotiomycetes; Eurotiales; Aspergillaceae. The record is from RefSeq and is a predicted model, not a curated record. Gene Ontology annotation, biological process: maturation of SSU-rRNA. Gene Ontology annotation, cellular component: 90S preribosome; nucleus. The transcript is spliced from 2 exons. The coding region runs from base 1 to 1368 and encodes 455 amino acids.
AUGCCGAAGCGCAAGCUCUCUGAGCUCAACGGCUCCGACGAUCGCAAACUGUCAAUGAAGGCAGUGCGCCUCGGGGUUAAAUUCGAUCACGGCGUACAAAUCAUAUCCAAGGGCCUGAAGACAGCACGAGGGUUCGAGAGACAAAAGCUCAGCCGACGAGAGAAGACUGUCAAGUCGCAGGACAACCCGACGGCAUUGUCGAAGCUGGCUGAGGAAGUGAAUGCUUUGAAGGCCCUGGACUACAACGUUACCGCCGCAAAAUACCUUUUCAAGCAACUGUCCAAGACGAAGCGCAUCGCAGAGUCCCCGGCGUUCAAGGAAUUUAAAGAAUCUAGGAAUGUCCCUACGGAGGGGCCCAAGAGCACCGCCGAGGCCAAUAUCCUGGCGCGAUUGUUCAAAUCUACCCCAGUGAAGAAUGUGGUGCCUAAUAUUCUGGUUGAAAUUCGGAAAUUGUUGGGAGUAGACGAGACACCGACUGGAAAGCAGGGCAAGGCCGAGGCCAAGAAGGGUGCGGGGUCGGAGGAGAAACCAACACGGCGAAAGGCUGAGGAAUCAGAGUCUGUAUCUGGAUCCGAGGAUGAGCAACCCAAACGACCUUCAACUACUCGGGAUAGCGAGCGGGACUCGCGCCCGGAGGAUGAUAUGGACGUUUCUGGGGACGAAGGAUCAGGAAGCGACGACUUCGCAGAGUUUGACGCGCGGCUAGCACCAGGCUCCGACUCGGAAGGUGAAGAAGAUUCCGACGCGGACGUACCCGCGAGGAGCAGAGCUCUUGCAGAUGACAUCUCCGACUCGGUCUCCCGCUCGCCAUCUCCCGUCUAUUCAGCCGCGGACUCCCCGCCUCCUAAGAAGACCAAAGCAAGCAAGGGCUCCGAUGCCCCGGCACAGAGCACGACUUUCCUUCCAUCUCUAAUGAUGGGCGGCUACUGGUCCGGCUCUGAGGAGGCCAGUGAAGGGGAGGAGGCUGCUGCGCCGAAACGCAAGAACCGCAUGGGUCAGCAAGCCCGCCGCGCACUCUGGGAGAAGAAGUAUGGAGCAGGCGCAAACCAUGUACAGAAGGAGAUGAAGCAACAAAAGCGGAGCAGAGACAGCGGGUGGGAUACUCGGAAGGGAGCGACAGAUGGUGGUAGAGGAGGUAGACACGGCGAACGAGGAGGCUUUGGAGAUCGAGGCCUUCAAGAUCGACCUCAUAACAUCCACAAUAACCAUGGAGGCCAUCAAUCAGGCUCGGGACCCGGCCAGGGAGGCAGGCCCAAGGGCCCCCCGAAGGACGAGGGUCCAUUGCAUCCGUCGUGGGAGGCGAAGCGGAAGCUCAAGGAGCAAGCUGCUACGGCGACCUUCCAGGGAAAGAAGGUUACUUUCGAUUAG